ACGACGACACCUGCCAGUGGUCAGCAUCUAUACCCAGGACCGAUACCUUCAACGACGAUUCCACGCAUACAUCUACCCCUAAGACGCGACAUCUGCACACCAUCAAACGUAAACAAAGGAUAAUCACACACCUUCUCGACGCAGCAAACGAUGGCAGACAAGAAAGACAAGUCGACCGCAACGAGUGUGCAAGUCGCCGUCCGAAUUCGGCCUCCUACAACCCAGGACGCUUCCAUCCCAUCGCGUUUUCAGCGCGUGGCUGUAUUCGACUCCUCUGCAACUACGGUCCAUGUCGACCCCUCCACGACCGCCUCGCACCAGCACAACCCGUCCACAUCAACAGUCUCCAGCGUCUCCGCUCCUGGGGGCGCGCUCGCUCCACCUCAAGCAAACCAAAAGCAGUCAUUCACGUUUGACCGCGUGCUUGGCCCGAACACAAGUCAGGCCGAUGUGUACUCUAUCGCCGCCGAUCCGCUCGUCCAACGUUUCCUAGAGGGGUUCAACUGCACCAUCCUCGCGUACGGCCAAACGAGCUCGGGCAAGACGUACAGCAUGACUGGUGCUGACCUGCCUCCGCCAAGUAUUGGCAGCCAACCUCCAGCAAGCUCGGGCAUCAUCCCCCGCGCGCUGCACUCGAUAUUUUCACGCUUACCGGACGGAAGGGGCGGCGCAAGCUUCGAGGCGCGCGUCGCGUACGUGGAACUGUAUAAUGAGGAUUUGAUUGAUUUGCUUGUGGAGGAGGGAGAGGGUAGGAGGGAGGUUAUGAUCAGGGAGGAUAAGGAUGGAAGGAUAAAGUGGGAAGGGUUGAAGGAGGUUAGCGUGAGGAGUGUCGGGGAUGUGCUCAAUCUCCUGCGAAACGGCUCUGCUCUCCGCCGUACAAACGAGACGGAUAUGAACGCUCAAUCCUCGCGUUCUCACGCGAUCUUCUCGCUCACCCUGACCCAGCGUCGACCGCUGAACGCGCCCCCUUCUCCCAACCCCUCACGCGCAAUGUCACCCCCACCACCGAGCUCAUUCGGGACCGUACGUUCCCCUACGGGACGCACGAGCCCUGCACCCAGUCGGCUGGCUAGGCCAAGCAGCACCGCUCUUCGCGCUACGAGCCCCGCCUUUGGCAGGCCUAGCAGCGUCGCGGGUAACAGCUCGCUCAAGCCCAGGACGAGCGGCAUCAUGACCCCCGGUCGGAGCAGCCCGAUGCCCCCUAGCAAGGACGACGACGACGAUCAAGGAUGGGUGGUCAUGACGAGCAAAUUCCAUUUCGUGGAUUUGGCCGGAAGUGAGCGGAUGAAACGCACUGCGGCGCAAGGCGAACGGAUGAAGGAGGGUAUCUCGAUCAAUUCUGGUCUGCUCGCUCUGGGGAACGUGAUCUCCGCGCUGGCUACCCUGCCCGUGACCUCCAACUCUCACGGGGCAACGCACGUCCCUUAUCGCGACUCGAAGCUCACACGUCUGUUGCAAGAUUCCCUCGGAGGGAACGCACACACCCUCAUGCUGGCUUGCGUCGCCCCUGCGGAAUACAACCUUGCAGAAACGCUCAACACGCUCAAGUACGCCGCCCGCGCUAGGGGGAUCAAGAAUGUCGUCUCGAAGGAAGUGCGCGAAGAAGGCUGGGGGGAUAUGGACUGGCUCCAAGGGCAGGUUACCAAACUGCGCAAGGAGGUCGAAGCGCUCAAGGCUGGCGGAGCUGUCGCGGCCCCUGCGGGCGGUGCAGGAGGAGAGUCAGCAGCGCAGCUUGCCAACCUCCAACGGGCACAUGAAGAGCUCGCCCAGAUGUACAAAGAUCAGCAGGGAGAGAUCGACCGGCUCAAAGAGGCCCUCGCUGCGCCCAGCGAGCAUGGGGGCCUCGAGGAACGUGAGAAACGGAAAUACGCCGAGAUCGUCGCCCCUGUUGUGGAGGAAUACGAGCGCAGGAUGAGCGCGCUUGAAGUGGAGCUCAAACUUGCUCGUGUCGCUUUGGAUCAUACGAACGCGAUGUUUGACGAGAAAGAGGCUGAGCUCGAGGAGGAGACCAGGAGACGCACGAGGACGGAACAACUUGUUGAGGAGCUGAGGGCCAGGGUUAUGAAGCUUUCCGAGCGGGAGGGUUCUACCGAGCGCUAUGUUCAGGAUCUGGAGCAGAAAUUGCGCAUGCUGGAAGAUAGCAGCUCGGGUCAUUCGACCCUUGUCACGGACUUGCGUACGCAGAUCUCGAGGCAUCGGGAGGAAGAAGCCGCAACCGCGGCGUACAUCACCGAUCUGGAAGUCCGACUCCAGCGCUCGGAUGAGAGCAUCAAUGAGCUACGCGAUGCUGUGGAGGCGCUCGAAGAGUCCCUCAAGCAGCGGGACGAGGAAGUGGCCAAGAUGGAGCGACGUGUCGAGGUUCUCGGCGCUGGCGAGGGCGAGAGGGACAGCGAGAUGAAGCGGCUUAUGGAAGAGCUGGAGGAUCGCGAGGAGCGGGUGAAGGUACUCGAAAUACACGUCGCCGAAACGGAAAGGGAAAAGGAUGAACUGGAGAAGGAGAAGGCGCAGCGGACAGAGGAACUGGAGGACAAGGUCGAUAAGGAGGUCGAUGCUGCUGAGACUUUCCCGAGUUCUCCCCUUCAGGCGGUCACUGAGGUCCAGCUUGCUGCGCUCAGGAUGGAGCAUACGGAGGCACUCUCAGAACUUUCGUCGAUGCGUGCCAAGUACGAAUCGGCGUUGUCCGAGAUCUCUUCCCUCACCUCCCAACUUUCUAUCCACCAGUCACAGUCACCUCUCCAUGCCAAGAAGUUGUCUGCACCUGACAUCUCCGCCGGGCUACCGACUCCCGAACCAAGCGAAGGUUCUGAAGGCGAGCGAAACAGUCUCUUGGUCGGACGGCGGCAAGGACGCGAAACUCCAAGGAAGGACAGUGCGGGCCCCCGGUCUUUUUUCCGGUCAGCGGCCUCGUCAGAUCAGCUCCGGGCAAGGUCGCAAUCGCAAUCACAGCAGUUGCUUGCGCAGGAGCUAUCCUCACGGUCUGCUUGGCCACUGACACCCCCUAUCAACACCAAUGUGUCCGUGGUUGGGCAACAUUCGCACAAUGGGUCCCUUCCGAGUGGAGGACUCUUCUCGCCAGUGUCACCCAACGGGCACGGGCCGCGCAGCCUGAGCAUAUCGACUUCUAGAGACCUCCGCUCUCCACCAUCUCCUAGGUAUUCUGGGUCAGCCCUCUCCCCACCGAGCCCUCGCAUGAGCUUGCCAGUAAACGGCAGUGCGAGGAUGUUGGCUGGUCCCCCCAGCCCCCGCUUUUCUAUGGGAAGUUUGCCGGCAAGUGCAACUGAGGAACGCUCUGUUCGUGCGCUCGAAAGCGAAGUCAUGCGUCUUCAAGAAGCACUUAUGGCAAGAGAGGCGGAAAUCUCUUCCUUGGAGAUUGCAUUGAAGAAUUCGGCGCCUCAUCUUACGCCAACUUCAUCUGGCCUUGCUGCAGUGCUGGAAGAUGAGACCAGGGACGAAGUCAAAGAGCUCCAAAUUGCGGUCCCGCCUACCCCUGCACCUGAACAACAUGUGUCUACGCGGAUGCACCAGCGUCAGCAAUCAUCUGUCGGCUCAUCACCUGCGGAAUCAGAAGCAGGCGCCUUCCGUCAUGAAGAAUUGCUCCGGUCCAUGGCACAGAAAGAAUCUAGCCAUCGUGAAGAGGUGGAGGCCCUGAAUGUUGAAGUCGAGUCCAUCUCUACUAAACUAGCCCGGAUGACCAAGCAGUGCGAGGAUCUGCAGACUGUCUCGCGCGACCAGGCUCUCAAUAUGGCUGCCGAAAUGGAAUCCAUUCGUGAAAGGCUACGCACUACAGAGGAGAAAUACGAGGCCAUGACCGAGGAAGCCCGCCAGCAGAAUUUGGCGUUGUCCACCGAGCUGGAAAGCGUCCGAGGCAAGCUCCGCAGUGCCGACGACCAGCAUGAUGACCUGAACGCCACCAUCGCUGACCUCCGUCGGCGCGAGGCCAAUCUUAGCGCCGCGCGUCAAGCGGCUGAAGAGGAGCACGGUCAAUCUCUCAACAAAAUACGGGCCGAGCAUGAGGAGAACCUCCGCCGAAAGGACGAAGAAGCCAUCGCACAGAUGUUCCGGUUAAAGGAGGACCAGGCUGCAGAGCUCAGAGAGGCCGACUUGUUACGUGAAGGCACCCUGACAGAAUCGCAAGAUGCGCAUAUCGAAGCCAUUCAGCAACUUCGCCAAGAACACGUAGCUGCGUUCGAGCGUCGUGAAGCAGCCUGGAAGGAGGACUCUGAAAAGCUGAAAGCCGAACACACACGUGCUAUGGCCACUAGGGAGGAAGGGCAUGCAUCUAUCAUUGCUCGCUUGAAGGCCGAGCACGCGACGAUUGCUGCCCGUCUCGAGGAAGAGAAGGACGCUGAGGUUGACCGACUCAAAACAUCUCUGGCCCGGAGCAGAGAGGAACAUGAGAGUUCUAUGCGCAAGCUCAGCGAAGAAGUUGAAGGUAACAUUGCUCGACUGAAGGAGCAGCAUGCCUCUACGCUUGCUGACCUACAGCACUCGCGUGAGGAAGCCGUUGCACGUGCCGCUGACAAGAAGGUUCGGGAGGUCGAACAAGUCCUGAAUCAGAAGUAUGGCGAGAUCCUCGUCCGCAAGCAGCAGGAGCAUGAUGACCAUCUGGCAGAGCUACGGGAGGAACAUUCCGAAGCUCUUCAGAAGCAAGUUGAGGAACAUGGCCGUGUCGUCCUUUCCAUGACAAGCUCGUCAAGACACAAUUGA
Molecule: messenger RNA, 4707 nt
Organism: Dacryopinax primogenitus
Lineage: Eukaryota; Fungi; Basidiomycota; Dacrymycetes; Dacrymycetales; Dacrymycetaceae
Product: kinesin-domain-containing protein
Exons: 8
Coding region: 151-4707 (1518 amino acids)
Biological process (GO): microtubule-based movement; mitotic spindle organization
Molecular function (GO): microtubule motor activity; ATP binding; microtubule binding
Source: RefSeq, a predicted model, not a curated record